AUGAGCGUGACUUCCUGGUUCCUGCUGAGUGGCGGCAGCACGCGCCACCGCCUCCCCAGGGAGAUGAUCUUCGUGGGGCGGGACGACUGCGAGCUCAUGUUGCAGUCUCGCAGUGUGGACAAGCAGCACGCCGUCAUUAACUACGAGCCAAUCACAGACGAGCACAAGGUGAAGGACCUGGGCAGUUUGAACGGGACGUUCGUCAACGACAUACGAAUACAAGAACAAACGUACGUCACGCUGAAAACAGACGACAAGUUGAGGUUCGGAUAUGAUACCAACCUGUUCUCGGUGAUGCGCGGGGAGAUGCAGGUUCCUGAGGAGGCGUUGAAGCACGAGAAGUUCAGCAGCCAGCUGCAGCUGAACCACCAGCGGGUGGUGGAGGGUGGCGCCCCCCGCAGGCCGGACGUGAAGGAGCCAGAGGGGGGGCCGGCGCCGUCCGGGGACGGGGGGAGCGCGGCCACGCCCCCUGAGGUGUCCAGGGAGGAGGACAAGAUGGCAGCGGAGCUAGCGGCGCUCCAUCGAGGAACGCCGCUGUACGGCCAGCCGGCCUGGUGGGGCGACGGGGUGAACGACAACCGGCGGUCCGGGAGGCCGGAGGAGAGAGACCGGAGGGGCGAGAGACAGGAGAUAGACGGCAGAGAAGGACAGCCCCCCGGUGAGGGCCACCCGACGGGGGGGAGACCCCCCAGGGGGGAGCCCCCCUGUGGGGACCCGGGCGCCGGCGAGGCCGCCCACGGCCAUGCCUCCUUCACCAUCGAGUUCGACCACGGGGUGACCGGCAAAGGGGCCCUGAAGGAGCAGGUGCUGAAGGCGGGGCCCGAGACGCGGCCCCGCCCCCGGAGAGGCGUGGGGGAGGACCUCAGCCCGCUGCAGACCGCCAUGAUGGCGGCGGAGGUGAAGGUCGCCGAUUGGCUGGCGCAGAACGAGCUGCCGCUGGCGCUGAAGGAGCCGGCGGCGGCGGCGGAGGAGGAGGAGGUGGUGGAGGACGGGGAGAGCGUGAAGAGCGACGCGCCGCUCCAGCAGAAGAGCCUCAAAGGAAGUAAACACGAGGACGGGACGCAGAGCGACUGUGAGGUCGUCCCGGGGGCGGGGCCUCAGCGGGGGGUGGGGGCGGGGCUUCUGGAGGAGCGGUCCCGGGUCCCGUGGGGGGGCGGGCCCGGAGUGAAGAUCAGGGAGGGGCGGGCCAACGUCCCCGACGGGCUGUUCGCCGAGGAGGACAGCCCCGCCCGCCGCCACCGCUACCCUGGGGCCGCCAGGGGGGCGUCGCCCUACGAGGGCCAGGCCGCGGGGGCGGGGCGGGCGCCGCAGAGGGGCGGGGCCAGCGCGCCCUGCGACCAGGGCUACCACCACCAUCACCACGGCGACGACCACAGCGACCGGGUGACCUACACCAUCGAGAUGGAGAACGGCGGCCGCGAGGAGGAGGAGGCCCGGAGGAUGAUUGACAGGGUCUUCGGCGUGGACGAGCAGCACGAGUCUGUCUCGGUGUCCGGGCUGGGGGGGGACGAGGUCCAGAGGGACCGCCUGGGGGGCCAGAGGGCCGGGGCCCCCGGAGACCGGACCAAGGCCGGCCGCAUGGAGCCAGAGGUCCUGUCUGAGGAGCUGAUGGUGGGGGGUCCUCGCUGGGUGUCCCAGUGGGCGACGCUCGCUGCCAGCCACAUCCGGACCGACCCGGAGGGCUCGGGGGGAGACAGCCACGCCCUCCACAUGGAGGACAGAGCGGAGAUCAGCGAGUCCAGCCACUCCGCCUCCCACGAGUCGGCCGGCUUCUCGGAGCGCAAGCGGCGGACGCUCCCCCGUCUCCCCGGCGACGAGCUGGGCCGCCGGGCGCCGGGGGCGGGGCUUCACAGCGACAUGGGCGAGAAGCAGGACACCGAGCCGCAGGAGAAGGACCCCAGGGGGCGGGGCCGGGCCGGGCAGGGUGCGGGGGGGGGCGGCGGCGGCGGCGGCGGCGGCGGCCGGGGGGGCAGCCCCAAGCGCUGCUCGCCGUCCCGGGGGGGCGACGGCGGGGGGGGGAGGGGGGCGGCGGCCUCCCGGUCCAAGCCCCCGCGGCCGCUGAGCGGCGCGGAGAAGAGGCUGGAGGAGGCGCAGCGCAGGAAGAAGGAGGAGGAGAAGGCGCGGGAGAACGCCGGGAAGCCUCUGCUGCGGCAGGAGAGCUUCACGGUGGAGCGCUCCUCCUCUAACGUGCCCAUCGAGCUCAUCCCCCGCAUCGACGGCCCCCCGGGGGGGGCGGCCCUGCAGGGGGACGGCGAGGCCGUGGCCGCCUUCCUGGAGGCGGGGGCCUCGGAGCAGGGCGACCCGCCCAGCCGCUCCAUCGAGGGCUCGCUCUCCCCGGAGUCGGACGUGGACACCACCAGCACCGUCAGCCAGGCCGACGGCGGCAGGAAGGUGGUGCAGAAGCAGCGCCGCACCCUCGGCGCCGGGCAGAGGGAGCGCACCGUGCUCUGCUCCUCCGGCCGGGGCUCCUCCUCCGCGGGGCCCCGCGGGGCCCACGAGCGGAGGCCCAAGACCCGGGCCCCGCAGAAGCCCAGCCAGCAGUGGACGUCCAUGGACCUCACGGACGACGACGUCAACUCCACCUCCCUCCUCUCCGACUCGCUGCCCGCCGCCCCGGCCCAGCGGGGGGCCCGGGGCCAGGCCGGGGGGGGCGCCUCGGUGGGGGCCAGCACCAAGUCCAGCCGGGCCAAGGGGGCCCCGGGCCCCAACACCGCCGCCAAUAAGAACGCCGCGGCACCCAAGCCCCGCCCCACCCGCGCCUCGCUGCUGCGGCGGGCGCGCCACGGGGACUCCUCCGACACGGAGCCCGCCGACUUCGACCGGCUGUCGGUGGCGUCGGAGGCGAGCACCGCCUCCUCCGCGUCCCGGACCGGCCUGGGGAGGCGGGGCCUGUCCCGCAUCGAGGCGCUGGCCCAGCCCCGCCGGCAGAGGGUGGGGUCCCCCUCGGCCCAGAGCGACUCUGAGGCCACCGUGAGCCGCAGCCGGGGCCUGGGGGCCCGCAGCGUCGCCGGGGACUACGCCGCCCGGCAGGGGCUCCGGGGGCCCGCCGCGGGGCCACCCGCCGGGACGCAGAGGGCCCGGGCCAACAGCGCCUCCAAGCUGCCGGACAAAGCCGGGUCGAGGUGGCGCCGCGUGCCGGUGGAGUACGCCUCCACCUCGGAGGACGAGUACGGCUCCAACCGCCACGCCUCCCGUCAGGGCCAGGCCCGCACCUUCCCCUCCACCCGGGUCGCCCAGCUGGGGGGGUCCGCCCCUGCGACCCCCAGCCCGGGGGGCGGGCCCGGCCUGAGGCCCCACCCCCAGGACGAGUACAUGAAGGACUGGACCGCCCACAGCGAGGAGAUCGCCAGGAUCAGCCAGGACCUCGCUAAAGACCUAGCCAUGCUGGCCAGGGAGAUCCACGACGUGGCGGGAGAGAUCGACUCUGUGAACCCAGCGUCGGAGCCGACUCCUCAGGUGGAGGUCGCUGCACCGGCGGUGAGCAGCUCCAUGGAUGACAUCAGCCUGGUGGAGACCAGCGGGCGGCCGGUGGAGAUGAGGCCGCGGGGGUCCAGCGGUCAGGGGUCCCGCUCCAUCAGGAGACAGACCUGGAACCGGGACGACGUUGUGCUGGAGAGUCUUCUGCUGACAUCUGUCACUCAACUAUCAGCGAGGAUCCGCCAGUCGGUGGACAAGACCGCCGUGAAGAUCAGGGUGCUGUUUAAAGAUAAAGAGCGGAAAUGGGAGGACAUUGAGACCAAACUGCAGGCGGAACAUGACUCAUUACUUCUGAAGAGCUCCAACAAGGAGAUCUCCUCCAUCCUUCAGGACCUGAGGCGGGUGGAGAGGCAGCUCCUCGCCAUCGACGUGAUGGUGGACCCCGACGGGACGCUCGACGCCCUGGCCGAGCUGGGCCUGACGGGCCCCCUCCCCGGCCCCCAGAGGAGCAGCCCCGGGGCCCAGGGGCCCCCGGGGGGCAACGGGGCCCCCGGCCAGCCGUACCCCGCCUCCGAGAGGGCGGAGCGGGACCCCGGCCUCCACCCGCAGACCAGUGACCCCGCCUCCAGGGAGGAGCUCCGUCACCACUGA
This is a messenger RNA of Gadus chalcogrammus (walleye pollock), 4068 nucleotides long. RefSeq names its product centrosomal protein 170Ab (gene cep170ab). Gene Ontology annotation, molecular function: protein binding. The record is from RefSeq and is a predicted model, not a curated record. Lineage: Eukaryota; Metazoa; Chordata; Actinopteri; Gadiformes; Gadidae. Bases 1 to 4068 code for a protein of 1355 amino acids. The transcript is spliced from 19 exons. Gene Ontology annotation, cellular component: centriole.